AUUAAAUAUUGACACAUAAAUGGUGUUGUUAGCCAUACUUAUCUUUGAUACAGCUGCACAGCACUGACGUGUGACCGCCUGAUUGUAAUACUUAGACGUAUUUACAUAUUCUCAUAUGCAAUACAUCGUGUAUAAUAGAUAUGUCCUAAAAAAUAACAGAAGGCUGUGAUAUUUACCACUAUUUUAAUACCACUAUCGUGUUGGUGUAUAUACAGUUGAAGUUGUAGUGUUAUGGGCUAAUUCAGACGGGUUGUAUUUGCGCACCAGAGACGCUACAAAUUGAACUCUUGGUACAACAAGAGAAGAUGGAACGUACACCCGAUUCGGUUGGCCUCUGUGCCCAGGCUAUGUUCGCAUUGCAAUCAGAUGAAACAACUCCUUCCGAGAUCGAACAUAGUAUAUUAACGCUGAGCACCGCGCAUGCAGAGGGGAUCAGUGGGACGUUGGUCGAACUACUGAGGAGUCACUCUGAUCAUGGCGUACGACAGACUGCAGCAGAAGCACUAGGCGUGCUGUGUACAGCAGGACUGGUGUUGGGCGAAUAUGUUCUCGAUUCUAAUGAGGGGCCUCAAAAUUGCACCCGAAUGGCCCAGAUAUUACUCGCAGGGCUGAUGGAUGGGGAUGGGGAUGUGCGUGCCACAUGUGUAAAGACAUGUGCACUUCUUGCGGAGAAAGGCAGCGUGCUCUGGAAGACAGACAACUGUGAAGCACUGCUGAAUGCCACCAUUGAGCUGUUCAAUGACAGGCUGUCGCGUGUGCGGUUGGCAAGUGUCAAGGCGUGCAAACGAAUAUUCUCCGCACGCAAACGGGGUGGUGGGAAGAAGAAGGGUAAGAAGAAGGCUCUCUCGGCUGUGGAAGGCUCCGCUGCUGUGCGUGUUGUUAAGCUACUGUGCGAUGAAGAUGCUGACGUGCGUAUGGCUGCAAUUGAGGCCUUGACUAAACUGGGUUCCGCAACACAGGCGAUUGCUGUGAAGCAGAUAGCUGAGUUGUUUAUCAUGUUGCCAUGGCACCCAGCCGUGAAAAAGGCUUUUAUGGCGUUAGAAAACGUCUCAAUCCCCGUAUUGGAAGCUCUGGAGAUGCAUGACAAUGAAGUGGUGCGCACACACGCUGGACAGCUCCUUCAGUCAAUUCUUACCGAAUCCGAUAGUGACUGCGAGAGCGAUGAUAACGACAGCGUCAACGAUGUUAACCUUGUACAGAUGGAUGUUCACGCUCGUGGUGUGGAAGGGCUCCACGAUGCAUGCACGCACAUUAACAAGACGCAUGAAGCAUGGACAUGCACGUGCUUGUGCGCACUCUGCAUUACUGCGAGGAUUACCUGCGCCAAGCGGCGGAUACGCCCGGCCGCUACUGCCACAGAUUGGGGCUGUGUGGGCACGAGUGAGGCGCUACAGCAGGCGCUGUGUGCAGAGGAUGUGCGCGACACACUACGCAGAAUGGACUGUGCGGUGGUCAGUCAGGACGAGUGGAACGAGUACUACGCACACACCCCUCAGGUGAUUGUGGGGUGCACACGGUAG
Messenger RNA from Sphaeroforma arctica JP610, 1520 nucleotides. RefSeq lists its product as hypothetical. The transcript has a single exon. The record is from RefSeq and is a predicted model, not a curated record. Gene Ontology annotation, molecular function: protein binding. Lineage: Eukaryota; Ichthyosporea; Ichthyophonida. The coding region runs from base 306 to 1520 and encodes 404 amino acids.